CACAUCGCUCUCUCCCACACAUACCGCCAUGUCUGCUUUCCUAUCGGGCGCUUCGGUCCAGUGUGGACCUACAUCUGCUCUCAAAAACGUCUCAGACAGGAUCAACGUUGACCGUUCUCUACAACAGGAUCGACUAGCCUACACCUCGAAUGCCUCUGGAUCAUCAUCAAAGCAGCCAUUCAGAGCUCAACUUGCUCAGCUGCCAGUCAACCAGUCCCCGAAGCAAGUUCCAGGACCUCCAUCAACUUUUGACCUCUCUUCACUGAGGCAACAGCUUUCUCCUGUUCCAUCAACUUCUCAUGCCUCAGAUUGGGCCAGCGAUUUCGUCCCUCUGACAGGACCGACAGCAUCGAAAUACACCCGUUCUGUAGCUUCCACAAAGAGCGGUUGGCAGGAAGAGUUUAGCCAGCAUGUUGCAGCCGCGCCUCCACUUGGAACCACAAGAUCUCAGAAACCCCUAUAUAAUGCUGGUCUUGCACCAUGGGAGGUUCCAGAAACUCAAUAUCAACUUCAGCGCCCGGCAUUGAUGCGACCAAGCUUUCGGUCGCAUGACAUUCCGAUUUCAGAAGCAAGCCUGACAUUUCCUCGACCUGAUAUCCAUGCAGCGGCUCCCGUUAGUAAAUAUGAAGAGCAAAUUGGUCAACCAACCGGAUCAGAAACUCUGCCUCUUGAUGAAUCUCAACAAUUACUAGCUCGGACGGCCCGGUCCUUUGUAAGUAAUCUGGAGACCCAGUCAGACAUUUUAUCUGCCAAUCCCAAAUUUGCACAAAGUAAAUUCUUGUCUCUUCUGAGAGGCUUAGGUGACGAACAGGUUGUGGUCAAAGAAGGGCAAGAGGUAAAAGGUGAGGAGGUGGGUGAGGGUGCGACAUUCGUUGAGCGGAACAUUGUUGGAAACAAUUGGGCGGAAGGUUUUGCCAAGCAAAAAGAGAAAUCAAUACCGCAAGAAGCCCCCACCUUGGCUGAAGCUGAAUACCUCGAACGAAGAUCGCCUUAUCCUCCAGGUCAAAAAGAGUAUCCAGCCCUGAAUUCUUGGGUUCCGGCUUUGCCAACGCACACAUUGGUUCCUCCCCAGACAGCUCCUCAAGCUGCCCGACUAGCCGCGAAUAAUGGUGCUUUGUGGGAUCAACAGUAUCAUGAUCAAGAAGCCCUCAUACAAUCUUCGGAAUCGCCCGCACCCGAGCCAAGAAAGAAUGUCCACUUUGACGAACACCCCGCUUCUCGAGAAAGGAGUGGUGUACCCAGCACUCUCGAGGAAGCCAUUUCGUCUCCUGGCAACAUCCCCGGCGCAGGUUGGGGUUGGAAUGAACAAGGGCUAACUCACGACUUUGAUGAAGAUGUUUUUGAAGAGUUCAAUGGUCAACUCAGACGGGCCCAAGAAAGUUUGGAAGGCGGAGUGGGGAAGCAAGAAAGUUGGGAUAGGCUGCAAAGUGAUUGGGAGGAAUUUCAAAGGACAGAACCUGGCGUUGCACAUUUCAGAGGCAUGGGGACUGGCGACCAGUCAGAAAGAUACAUGUUCCAAAGUCGAAACCCUUAUUCGACCGAUGAAGAGGAGCUAUAUUUCGAAGUGUCUAGAGACUCACCUACCUUAAAAGGUAUACUUGAGCUUGAAUCUGAAGUACAGAAAGAUUCUACCUCACAUGAAGCAUGGUAUGCCCUCGGCCUCAAGCAACAAGAGAAUGAGCGCGAAGACCAAGCUAUCUUGGCCCUAUCCAAAGUCAUUCAACUGAAUCCGCAGUAUCGGCCAGCGUAUCUUGCCCUCGCUGUCAGCUAUACAAAUGAAGGGGAAAAUGAGGCCGCGUGCACCAUGCUGGAGGAUUGGAUUAGACUGAAGGACAGCAAAAAUACAACCGGCGCUGAUGGACAAAAAGGAAAAGACAGAAACAAACUCAUUGAGAGUUUAAUAGAAAUUGCGAGGCAAACGCCGCACGAGAUUGAUGCUGAUGUUCAGGUUGCACUCGGGGUGCUGUUCAAUAUGAGUGGGGGCCAGGAUUAUUCCAAAGCUGAGGAUUGCUUUUUGGCGGCCUUGGAGGCCCGGCCUGAAGAUUGGUUGUUGUACAACCGUCUCGGUGCAACACUUGCGAACAGCGGAAGAUCCAGCGAAGCUGUACAGUACUACCAUCAAGCUCUGAGGUUGCAUCCCGGUUUUGUCCGAGCUUUGUUCAAUCUUGGCAUCGCAUACAUGAAUCUCGGUGAAUAUCAAACUGCCGCCCAAUCAAUCCUCGACGCCCUGAGGCUCCAGCACUCUGAGGCAAGUGAAGCCUAUGCAUACGGCCAGAAUGGUGGAGGUGCAAAAGGUGUUACGAGCGAGACGCUAUGGAAUAGUCUAAAAGGCGCCUGCUUCUAUAUGAAUCGACAGGACCUUGUAAAAAUCGUAGAAAAGAGAGAUUUAUCUGGUCUGCCAUUGAAAUUUGUAGAUGAAGAGCUCUAGAUUGUAUCAUAAUUGAUUUUUCAAUCUCACAAACAUUCUAAAAGUCGUAUACAUCCUGCCCCUGGUCCCUCACUGCACCGCCGACGACCACAUUGCCCUCCCUCCCGAACCCAUCCCCAUACGGAUCGUACGCCCCAUUCGCACCUGCUGCAUCUGGAGCGACUCCUUGUUCGGGACCCAUACCCAUCUCGAUGUUCUUUGCUUGCUGUUGGAAUUGAGCUUUGAUGUGUACGGUUUGCCGGAUCAGUUCAUGACAAGCACGUUUGAGAGCCUCUGCAGGAUUUGACCGCUCGUCGGUCUGGAUUUUGAGAAGAAUGUCGUUUUCAAGAGGGUGAGGAACUUUGUAGCCCGCGAAGAGAACAGUAGGGUCGAGCAUUAAUUGUCUUAACCAGUUGUCAGCACAUCCAUCAUGAGAUCAAUUCAAUGGCUUGCGGCUCACGCUCUGAGCAUGUUUCCCAAUGUAUGAUCCUGUCGUCGUAUGACUAUAGUGGAGGCGUUGGGCAGUUUGGGGUCCUCCGUGAUCGUUAAUCUGUCGAGUCCAACUCAUUAACUUUUGAU
Molecule: messenger RNA, 2986 nt
Organism: Cryptococcus deneoformans JEC21
Lineage: Eukaryota; Fungi; Basidiomycota; Tremellomycetes; Tremellales; Cryptococcaceae
Product: peroxisome targeting sequence binding protein, putative
Exons: 10
Coding region: 29-2428 (799 amino acids)
Biological process (GO): protein import into peroxisome matrix, docking
Cellular component (GO): peroxisomal membrane; cytosol
Molecular function (GO): protein binding
Source: RefSeq, a predicted model, not a curated record